This is a messenger RNA of Oryza sativa Japonica Group (Japanese rice), 1604 nucleotides long. Its product is annotated as WAT1-related protein At2g39510. Gene Ontology annotation, molecular function: transmembrane transporter activity. NCBI's taxonomy places the organism in Eukaryota, Viridiplantae, Streptophyta, Magnoliopsida, Poales, Poaceae. Gene Ontology annotation, cellular component: plasma membrane. The record is from RefSeq and is a predicted model, not a curated record.
GUUCUUCAGGUGGACAGUACAGUAUUGUAGUGAUGGCUCUUCAUGUACUAGCAUCGAUGGGAGAUCUAUGGAGAAGGUACGCGCCGCACAAUCUGAUGAUACUGUCGCAGCUGUGCUACACGCUCAUGUACUUCAUCACCGAGGCCGCGUUCAACAAGGGGCUCAACCCUUUCAUCUACGUCACCUACCGGCAUCUCGUUGUCGCCGUCUUCCUCGCGCCUUUCGCCUACUACCAAGAGAAGAAACUGAGGCCGAGAAUGACGUUGAUGCUGUUUCUGGAGAUCUUCGUGCUCUCACUUCUAGGGGUGAGCCUAACUCUGAACAUGUACUUCGCGAGCUUAAUGUACACAUCCCCAACCUUUGUCACGUCCGUGGUGAACACCGUCGCCUCGAUCACGUUCGUCAUCGCCAUCGUCGUCAGGAUGGAGAUCGUCGACGUGAGGAGCAUACGAGGGCUCGCGAAGGUCGCCGGGACGGUGGUGUCGUUCGCCGGGGUGACCACCAUGACCCUGUACAAAGGCACCGCGAUAUCGAGCCCCUGGAAGGCGCCGAUCAGCAUACACGGCGGCGGCGGCGGCGGCGGCGUGCAUGAGAGCUGGCUCAAGGGAUCGUUCCUCGCCGUCGCCAGCUGCAUCUGCUGGUCCAUCUGGUACAUCCUGCAGGCUUCGUCGUUGAAGAGGUACCCAGCCCAGCUGUCACUGACAGCAUGGAUGUGCACUGUGGGAGGAAUACAGUCUGCUGUCUUCACAGCGUUCAUGCAGCACAAGCCGGAAGAUUGGCGCAUAGGCUUCGGCCUCAAGUUCUGGUGCAUCGUCUACUCUGGAUUCGCCUGCAAUGGCUUCACGGUCUUCGCUCAGCUAUGGUGCACCGAGAAGAAGGGCCCCGUCUUCGUCACCAUGUUCAACCCUCUCUCCACGAUCAUGGUGGCCAUCCUGGCCUACUUCAUGUUUGGUGAAAAUCUAUACGUUGGAAGCAUAAUCGGAGGAGUGGUUGUCAUACUCGGCCUUUACAUGUUGCUGUGGGGGAAAGACAAGGAUCAGGAAUACAACGCGAACAAACAGCAGGAAUCCGAUCUGGACUGCGAGAAGCAGGCGAGGAUCACCGAAUUUUCUGCGGCGCAGAAUGACCAGGAGGAGCCGAGGAGGACGAAGAAGUAAAAAAGGGAUCAGAUUCAGUUGGUGCUCAGGAAGAAGCAACGCCGUUAAAAUUCUGUACAUUAUGGUUUUCUGAUUUGGCCUCUGGUGAACACAGAUUUUCCACUGCCUCUUACCACAAGUCCACGACUCUUCAACGGGUCGUGUGACUUGUGACAAACGUCUGUCACAAAGUUCAGAGCUGUGUUGCAAACUUGCAAUGUGUUUCUUGUUCUUCUGAAUUCUGAUUGGUCCCUUCUGUUGUAAUCAGCCAGUUUGGUUGAUUUGUCUUAUGAAUUAUGACGGGCCAAUUCUACUAACUGGUGUAGCAGUAGCACUUAGCAGUGUGGGUUGGGCCAGCAACAUUCCAACUUCAGAUCAUAUACCUGAGCUACUUGUAAAAUGGGCCAAUUUAUCAGCAGUGCUAGCUAGUAUAGUACUGAAUAUAUUAGACUUUAUCUUUUGUUUCCU